Messenger RNA from Pseudopodoces humilis (Tibetan ground-tit), 1009 nucleotides. It is a transcript of the gene SRR, whose product is annotated as serine racemase. Gene Ontology annotation, molecular function: ATP binding; threonine racemase activity; serine racemase activity. The record is from RefSeq and is a predicted model, not a curated record. Gene Ontology annotation, biological process: D-serine biosynthetic process. Lineage: Eukaryota; Metazoa; Chordata; Aves; Passeriformes; Paridae.
AUGGCCGCGCCGCCGCUGGGGCUGGACGAGGUGCGGGAUGCGGAGCGGCGGCUCCGGGGCCGCAUCCAUCGCACCCCGCUGCUCACCUGUGCCGGGCUGGACCGCAUGGCCGGCCGGAGGCUGCUCUUCAAAUGCGAGCUCUUGCAGAGGACCGGGUCCUUCAAGAUCCGCGGUGCCCUGAACGCGGUGCGGAGCCUGGUUGAGCACAGCGAGCGCACGGGCCGGGAGCUGCCCCGCGCUGUGGUGACACACAGCAGCGGCAACCACGGACAGGCGCUCGCCUGUGCUGCUCAGGCAGAAGGGAUUCCUGCCUACAUCGUGGUGCCACGGACAGCCCCGCAGUGUAAGCAAGAUGCCAUCCGUGCCUAUGGUGCCAUUCUGGUGCCGUGUGACCCCAGUGACAAGUCCAGAGCCGAGACAGCAUCCAGUGUAGUCCAGGAGACAGGAGGAGUCCUGGUGCACCCCAACCAGGAGCCGGCGGUGAUCGCAGGGCAAGGCACCAUUGCCCUGGAGGUGCUGGAGCAGGCACCCUAUGUAAAUGCAGUGGUGGUUCCUGUCGGAGGCGGAGGAAUGGUUGCAGGUAUAGCAGUCGCCAUCAAGGCUUUGAGGCCAGAUGUGAAAGUGUUUGCUGCUGAGCCAAGCAACGUGGAUGACUGUUACCAGUCCAAGGUCCGAGGGGAGCUGACCCCCAACCUCCACCCGCGGGAUACCAUUGCAGACGCAGUAAAAACCAGCAUCGGACCCAACACGUGGCCCAUCAUCAGGGAUUUGGUUGAUGAUGUCCUGACAGUCUCAGAGGAAGAAAUCAAGCGAGCCACGUGGCUGGUGUGGGAAAGGAUGAAGCUGCUGAUUGAGCCAACAGCAGGCGUGGGACUGGCGGCUGUGCUCUCGGAGCGGUUCCAGGCCGUCCCCCGGGACGUGCAGAACAUUUGCAUCGUGCUGUGUGGGGGAAAUGUGGACCUGAGAUCCCUGACCUGGCUCACAGACCUCUCUGGGAAAGCAGAAUGAG